CUUUGUACAAAAAGGCACGCCAUCGUUUCACUAGGCAUUACGGUAACGUGAGGUAGGCGUGCUUUGCGUCGGAAUGUACCAUUCUGCCAACACACCGGGAAGGAUUUUGUUGUGACAGCGGAGUUACAACCCGGCGGGGGGACACGGUCAUAAUAUAGUUUUUUUUUUUCAUCUUGGAUCAACAAUGGCCUUCAGCAAGGGAUAUCGCAUUUACCACAAGCUGGAUCCACCCCCCUACAGUGUCAUAGUGGAAACUAGGACCAGGGAAGAAUGCCUCAUGUUCGAAUCGGGGGCUGUUGCUGUUCUGUCGGCGGCAGAGAAGGAGGCCAUUAAAAACACAUACAGCAAGAUUGUUGAUGCCUAUGGGAUACUGGGCGUCCUCCGCCUAAACCUGGGUGACUCUAUGCUCCACAGUCUGGUGGUUGUGACAGGAUGCAGCUCUGUGGGGAAGGUGCAGGAUUCUGAGGUUUUCAGGGUCACACAGACAGACUUUAUAUCGCUGAAGAAUGAUCCAGGAGAUGAGGACCGGAUCGCUGAGGUGCGAAAGGUCCUAAACUCAGGACACUUCUAUUUUGCCUGGUCUUCCACUGGAGUCAGCAUGGACCUCAGUCUCAAUGCGCAUCGCAGGAUCCUCGAAGACACUACAGAUAACCGCUUCUUUUGGAACCAGUCUCUGCACCUGCACCUGAAACAUUAUGGAGUAAACUGUGAUGACUGGCUGUUGAGGCUGAUGUGUGGGGGUGUGGAGAUCAGGACCAUCUAUGCAGGGCACAAACAGGCCAAGGCCUGCAUCUUCUCCCGCCUCAGCUCAGAGCGAGCCGGCACGCGAUUCAACGUUCGAGGAACAAAUGACGAUGGACAAGUGGCCAACUUUGUGGAGACUGAACAGGUUAUUUUCCUGGAUGACAGAGUCUCAUCCUUCAUACAGAUCCGUGGGUCCAUUCCUCUUUUCUGGGAGCAGCCAGGAAUCCAGGUUGGCUCUCAUCGUGUCAAACUCUCAAGGGGAUUUGAGGCAAAUGCACCAGCAUUCGAAAGGCACUUCACUGCACUGCGGAGGUUGUAUGGUAAACAGGUGAUCAUCAACCUGCUUGGGAGUAAGGAAGGGGAACACAUGCUCAGCAAAGCAUUUCAGAGUCACCUGAAGGCAUCAGAGCAUGCAACAGCAGUGAAAAUGGUGAACUUCGACUACCAUCAAAAUGUGAAAGGAGGCAAGGCAGACAAACUCCACAGUGUCCUCAAACCCUACCUCAACAAGUUCAUAGAAGAGUGUGGGUUCUUCUACUACUCGGGAGAGACGGGAAUCGCAAGGACUCAGGGUGGGACCAUUAGGACCAACUGCCUGGACUGUCUGGAUAGAACCAACAGUGUCCAGGCCUUUUUUGCCCUUGAGAUGCUGCCAAAGCAGCUGGAGGAAAUGGGUCUGACAGAGAAACCCCAGCUGGUGGCCAGGUUCCAGGAGGUUUUUAGGACUAUGUGGUCUGCCAAUGGAGACUCCGUCAGUAAGAUCUACGCGGGCACCGGUGCCCUGGAUGGCAAGGCCAAGGCGGGGAAGCUUAAAGAUGGAGCACGUUCUGUGACAAGGACCAUCCAGAACAACUUCUUUGACAGUUCUAAGCAGGAGGCUAUAGACAUCCUGAGGCUGGGCUCCACGCUUAACAGUGAUUUGGCUGACAAAGCUCGGGCCUUGCUCACCACUUCCAGUCUUUACGUCACUGAGCCCGUCUUACAAUCAGCCUCCCCAAGAGUAUUGCUGGGAAUGUGUCAAAACUUCCAUAAAUACACGAGGCCCAAGCAGAUCCGGGUGUGUGUCGGCACCUGGAAUGUCAAUGGGGGUAAACAGUUUCGCAGCAUUGCGUUCCGCAACCAGACGCUCAAUGAUUGGUUGUUGGAUGCUCCAAAGAAGGCAGGGCAUCCUGAGUUCCAGGACAGCAAAGCCAACCCUAUAGAUAUCUUUGCCAUCGGUUUUGAGGAAAUGGUUGAACUGAAUGCUGGCAACAUUGUCAGUGCCAGCACCACUAACCAGAAACUUUGGGCAGCCGAGCUCCAAAAAAACAUAUCACGAGACCACAAGUACGUGCUGCUUGCUUCAGAGCAGCUGGUGGGGGUGUGUCUGUUUGUUUUCAUCCGCCCCCAGCAUGCGCCCUUCAUCAGGGAUGUUGCCGUCGAUACUGUAAAAACUGGAAUGGGCGGGGCUACAGGCAAUAAAGGUGGUGUGGCCAUCCGCCUGCUGUUCCAUACCACCAGCAUCUGCUUCGUCUGCUCCCACUUUGCUGCUGGCCAGUCACAAGUAAAAGAGAGGAACGAUGACUACAAUGAGAUCACACGCAGACUCACCUUCCCCAUGGGUCGUCUGCUAUACUCGCAUGACUACGUUUUCUGGUGUGGAGACUUUAACUAUCGAAUCAGCCUGCCCAACGAGGAAGUAAAAGACCUUAUCAGACAGCAGAACUGGGAUGCCUUGACAGCUGGGGACCAGUUGUUGGACCAGAAGAAUGCUGGUUUGGUUUUCCGAGGUUUCAUUGAGGGGAAGUUAGAUUUUGCCCCCACCUAUAAAUAUGACCUCUUCUCUGAAGAUUAUGACACCAGUGAGAAAUGCCGCACACCAGCUUGGACUGACCGCAUACUCUGGAAGAGGAGGAAGUGGAACUUUGACAAAACAGCUGAGGAGAUGAAUGUAGUCGGGGCAACGUCUACAUCUGGGGAGAAUGAGGAAGAUCCAGAGAACCCCUGGAGCCCUGGGAUUUUGAAGUACUAUGGCAGGGCUGAGCUUAAGACCUCGGACCACAGGCCUGUGGUAGCGAUAAUGGAUGUGGACAUUCUGGAGGUCGACCCUGAGGCUCGGCACCAGGUCUACAAAGAUGUCAUUGCCCUUCAGGGGCCUCCAGAUGGCACCAUCCUGGUGUCACUCUGCUCCUCCGGCCCUGAAGACUACUUUGACGAUGCACUCAUAGACGAGCUGCUGGACAAGUUUACUCAGUUUGGAGAGGUCAUCCUCAUCAGGUUUGUUGAGGAGAAGAUGUGGGUGACCUUCCUGGAAGGGUACUCUGCUCUUGCUGCUCUGUCUCUCAGCGCUUCCACUGUCCUUGGCAAGAUGAUUGACAUCCGUCUGAAGAGUCCAGGCUGGAUCAAGAGUUUGGAGGAGGAGAUGAGCGUAGAGAGGAUCUGUGGAAGCAUCCCCACCUCGGCCAGCUCCACCCUGCUUGCUGAGGACACGGACAUGGGCGACGAUGAUUAUGAUAUGGAAGGUGAUGUGGACGAUGAGGUGGAGGAGAUCCUUCCCCAGCACCUGCAGCCUGGCGCAGGCUCCGGCCCCGGAUCCUCCCCUCUCCCCUCACCCCGCAGUAGCCCCUGUCACUCCCCCACCCACGGAGAACCUGCAGCCCCCAGCAGGCCUAGUCGUUCACAACCCUCCCGACCAUCACAAGGGCCUCCUGUCGACUUCCAGCCUGGUGCCCCCACAUCUCAAAGCAUGGAGCCCAAGCGCCAACCUCCCCCUCGUCCCAACGCCCCCCCACCCAGACCAGCACCCCCUCAACGCCCACCACCACCUUCAGGAGGCAUGAGCCCUCUGCCAGUUAGAAGGGACUCUGCAGACUGUGUUCCCAGCCCAAUGCUCGGUAGGAGAGGCAGUGAAGGACCUAAAAGCCCCGCUCUUCCUCGACCCGAUGCUGCUGCAGGUCGAGGACAGGCUGGAGGUGCUCCCAGACCAAAUAUCCCUCCUCGAGCUGGGGUAAUCAGUAUGCCCCCUCAGUCUCGCCCACCACAUCCGUCUCACCCUGGAGCACCCAGACCCAUCCCAGAGGUGCAUCCUGGGGCCCCUCGGCCCAUCCCAGACACCCACCCCGGAGCCCCAAGACCUGUGCCCAGUGCACUGGCUAAACCGACUGACUUGCCUCUGGGUCCCCCUCUCUCAGGACCACCUCCUACAGAGCUUGCUGCAGCGAGACCCCAGGUUCCAUCACCCAUGCAGGCACCCAUGCAACCCCAACAAGCUGCCCCUUCAGUUCAGUCCCAACUCCCACCACCGAUGCAGCCCACACUUCCAGCUCCACUCCAGCCGCAGCAGGCUGCAGCUCCUAAAGCAGGGUACCCUCCUGCCGCUGCCGCUGCUCCUCUUGCUGGGCCUCCACAGGGUCUAGCCUCUCCUAAACCCCCACCACGUUCCCGCUCCUCUCACGCUCUGCCACCUGAAGCUGCCAAGGCUGAGACAGCCCCAGCUGCGCAGACCAAUGGACUGAAUGGAAUCCAAAGAGAAGCACAAUGGAAGCCUGACCCUUUCGACACACUUGCAUCUGACCUCCUCUCCUCCUCCUCCUCCUCUCCCUGGCACACCACCCAGUCCCUGACCAGAGGCUCCUCUCUGCGUAAACCCCCCUCUGUUCCUGCGUUGUCCUCCAGCACUCUCCCUUCAUCGUUCUCCCUCCAGUCCUCCGCUCUCUCAGAUCUGCAGGCGCUUGAUUCGUCCUCGUCCUCCUCGCUCUCCACCCCAUCACCGUUCGCCUCCUCCCUGCUCCCGCCUCCCCCGGUCCCGUCCCGCAGUCGCUCGCAGGAGACGCUGCGUGCCUCCCCCGGGCCCUUCCCGACCGACCCGCUCCCUGCCCGACCCAGCAGCACCAAUCCAUUCACCGGCCCACUGGCGCAGCAGCAGCGCUCGCUCACACCGGACUUCAGCGUCCAGCAUCCGGCCCCAACGUUAAACCUUCAGAGGACUAUGUCUGCUCUUACUCAGCCGCUCAUCCCCACCUCUGCUCCGACAGCAGCCUCCGCCGCUGCGCCCGCCUCCCAGUUGCAAAGGACCAUGUCCCUGUUCGGACCAUCACCCGCUCUCAGUCAUACACCUGCUCCUCUGCUCCCCUUCAUCCCUGACCCAUCUCCUGCCCCCACCCCCGCCUUGCCUCUGGCCCCGCCCUCGUCCAUUCCACCUGCCCUCGCGCCUCGUCGCCAGCCACCUCCCCCGGGAGGGAAACCAGCCCAGCAGUGGGUCACUUUCGAUGAUGAUUUUCCUUCAACCAAAACACCACAAGCCCCCAUCUUCCCUCCCAGUGCCCUGGUGUCCCAGACUCAGACUCUGCCUUCUCGCUCCGUGUUUGACUCAGAGCCUGACUGGUUAUCCUCCGCCCCUUCAGUAUUCCCAACCCUCCCUCCUCCCAUUCCAACUAGAACGGUAACCAGUAACCCAAAGCUCCCAUAGGGACCCGGUGACGACUGCUUCUUCUCUAGGGAGUCGACAGAAAGAUAGGCUCAUUCUUAAUAUGUAAAGGGCAUAUCCAGAUAUGUAUAUAUCUAUGAUAAAUGUGUAUGUGUGUGUGUGUAUUGUACAAAAGAAACAGUAUUUAAGAAGUAUAGACCAAUCCCCUUCUGAAUAAAAGGAAAGGAUUUAUAUCUCAAGCAGAAACAUGAGAAGUAUGAGCCUAAACGUGUGUUCUAACUUCCAACCACAGAGAUGUUUGCUUGUCCCCUGAUAUUAACAUUUAUUUUAAUAUGAAUCGUUCUUUUAUUUUUAUUUAUGGCAGCAAACAUGUGCCUGUGUCUACAGUAUAUAGUUCUAUAAAGUACAUCUAUACACACAAGUCGUGUGUGAAACCACCUGUGCAAUAGCAAGACACGUCCGCGUGGCCGUGCAGUGCACUGCAUUCGUCCGCAAGCUUUCACCUGUAACAGUGUUACCUUUGCAUUUACAUCGGCUGACACACUGCGGCUCAAAUCCACCAUUACGACUGAUCUGUACAUUGCAGCGUGAUUUCUCAGUGUAGAGGGUAAUCUUCCACUUUUUCAGUUUUGUCAGUUUAGAUCUAGUAGAAAGCUAUGCACUACAGGUUUUAAAUUUGCCCUCAGUAUUGCUGCAGUCUGCGGCAAUCAGAGAAUGACUUUAAUUUGCAAAGAGUUUGUUGUGAGUCUUUUUUUUUCGGUUCUUUUGUGUCUAAGGGGUGCAAAUUUAAAAAAGUGUUUUUGUGCGCUUACUUUUAUCAUGAAUGUACUUUAUGUCGCACUGGGUUUUGUCAUUGCCUCGUCGCCGGCACCACAGUGUGAACAUGUUCAGCACGAGUCAGUGUCAUAGUCAGACCGUUCACUGCCGCAGCACUGAUAGCUCUGUAAUAUCAUCUCAUCCACUCUCUCUCUACUCGGUCAUCAUUCUUUGUCUAUGGGCUCGUACGCUUAGCUGAAUAUAUAUAUAUUUUGUAGCUCUAUAUCAAAACCUAUACAUAGUGAUUAUGUAUAAAUGUAUGUUUUCAGUAUGGAAACUACUCGCUAAAUGUGCGUGUGUUUGUGAUGACCGUAUCAGUGGUUUGCACAAUGUAACUGAUAUGCACUGAAAUGUAUGUGCUCUCUUGGUUGUAUUCUUGUUGGUAGAGCGACAGAAACGAGAGCCUGCGGACUGAACAUAGAGAGGGCUUUUUUUUUACCUUUCCACCUCUGUAGUGUUUUGAUCCUUCUUGAUUUAUCCAAAGCAUUUAACCAUACUAUUGUAAAUUCAGAGAAUGUGGCAUAUGCCUGUAUACUUCUGUUCUCUUUAAGUACGAAGAUGAUGGACAUGGCAGCAAAGACAUGCCACACAUAAUAAUAAAUAUAUGAGGGCACUUUUUUUUUUUUAAACUUCAACUUUGGUUACUGCAAAAGUCAUGCUUUUAAUUUCUAAGGACAUUUCCUCUAAAUAAUCUAUUGAUACUGUGGUGAGAAGUAAUGUGUUGUGUUUGAGGUGCAUAUCGUCUGUUGUGGUGUUGUUGCGUGUUUGGAUGUGAGUGUGUGUGUACAGAGUAAAGAAUGGAAUGCCAGAGCUUCCCCC
Morone saxatilis (striped sea-bass) is the source of this 6784-nucleotide messenger RNA. It is a transcript of the gene synj1, whose product is annotated as synaptojanin 1. NCBI's taxonomy places the organism in Eukaryota, Metazoa, Chordata, Actinopteri, Moronidae. Gene Ontology annotation, biological process: synaptic vesicle endocytosis; phosphatidylinositol dephosphorylation. The transcript is spliced from 32 exons. The record is from RefSeq and is a predicted model, not a curated record. The coding region runs from base 185 to 5191 and encodes 1668 amino acids. Gene Ontology annotation, molecular function: phosphatidylinositol-4,5-bisphosphate 5-phosphatase activity; nucleic acid binding.